UGACGGAUCGGUCUGGCAGCCCACAUGCUGGAUCAUGGCUGCGGACGCGGGUGGCCUGUACCUGGGUUUUGAUUUCAGCACUCAGCAGCUGAAGGUGGUGGUGAUGGACGGCCGUCUCUCUGUGGUUUAUCAGGACAAUGUCCAGUUUGACACCGAGCUGCCGGAGUUCAGAACCCAGGGAGGGGUUCAUAUUCAUGCUGACAAGCUGACAGUAACAUCUCCUGUAUUGAUGUGGGUGAAGGCUCUGGACUUGCUAUUGGACAAGAUGAAGGGGGCAGGGUUUGAUUUCUCCCGCGUCAGCGCACUUUCAGGAAGUGGACAGCAACAUGGCAGUGUGUAUUGGAUGAAAGGAGCCAAUGAGACGCUCAGACAGCUGGACCCAAAGAAGAGCCUGGCCCAGCUGCUACAGGGUAGUUUUGCGGUUGCAGACAGUCCAGUGUGGAUGGACUCCAGCAGCAGUCAGCAGUGUCAGGACUUACAGUCAACAGUAGGGGGAGCCCAAAGACUGGCAGAUAUUACCGGCUCCAGAGCAUAUGAGCGUUUCACUGGGAACCAGAUAGCGAAGAUCCACCAGACCAGACCAGACCAAUACCAGGACACGGAGAGAAUAUCACUGGUCAGUAGCUUCGCUGCCUCUCUCUUUCUUGGGGACUACGCCAGUAUUGACUACAGUGACGGUUCAGGUAUGAAUCUGUUGGACAUUGGAACCAGAGACUGGUCUAAAAUCUGCCUGGAGGCAACUGCUCCCGAUCUAGACCGACGACUGGGACCACCAAGACCCUCGGCCUCAGUACUGGGCUCUGUCUCUUCCUACUUCGUCUCUCGUUACAGUUUCUCGGAGGAGUGCCGCGUGGUGGCGUUCACCGGAGACAACCCAGCCUCACUAGCAGGAAUGAGACUACAGGAAGGAGACCUUGCUGUGAGCCUUGGGACGAGUGAUACUGUGUUUUUGUGGCUCAAACAGCCUCGACCUGCGUUAGAGGGACACAUCUUCUGCAACCCUGUGGACUGGCAGUCCUACAUGGCUCUGCUCUGUUUUAAGAAUGGCUCGCUGACCAGAGAGCGAAUCAGGAACGAGUGUGCUGGAGGAUUGUGGGAAGUGUUCUCCGCUGCCCUCGGGGACACGCCUCUUGGGAACCAUGGCAACAUAGGCUUUUAUUACGACUCCAUGGAGAUCAUGCCGUGUGCCGUGGGAGUUCACUGCUUUGAUCAAGAUGACAAUAAGGUGUCGGGGUUCAGUGCUCAGGUGGAGGUGAGGGCUUUGGUAGAAGGACAGUUCCUGGCUAAGAGACUCCAUGCUGAGAAACUGGGCUACACGAUCCUUCCUGGGACCAGAGUGCUGGCAACAGGAGGAGCCUCUUCUAACAAGGCCAUUCUACAGGUUCUCUCUGAUGUCUUCAAUACUCCGGUCUACACCAUAGAUGUUGCUAACUCGGCGUGUCUUGGCGGUGCUUACAGAGCUCUCCAUGGUCUGCAGGCAGAGUCGGGUCUGUCCUUCUGUGACGUGCUGAGGAACGCUCCGGAACCCCAGCUUGCUGCUACACCGAACCCCGCAGCACAGGAGGUUUAUGACCGGAUGUUAAAGCGCUACGCCAGAUUGGAGGAGAGGGUCGCACACGAGUCCCGCCCCUAAGCCACAUCCGCCAAUCAGCCUGACAUUCUCUCUCUUGAUUGGACAAUCGAAAAGGAUUAAAUCUUUUUUUUAAAUCCAUGGAAAAACAGUAUAGGGAUACAUAUCAUUAUUUUAUAAAAAUGAGACCUACUUGUCCUUUUAGAAGCACUGUGAUUUCUUUUUUUCUUUUCUUUAACAAAUAUGUCCUUUCAGAUCCAAAAGUGCCAUGUGUUUUCUAACAGUAGAGUCUGAAAAUGUAAUCUGAUCUUUUGUUGUUGGGUGAUUAAACCUUGGAACUAAGUUUAACAAUCCGACUGAAUAACAAUGACAGAUACAGUAGCGGGUAGCCAGCCUACCAGAAGAGUGACUAUUUUCUUCCUGAUAAAUAAACAGUUUAAAGGAAACCAACGUAGUGUUGCAAAGCAGCGGAUCCUGGUGUUGUUUGUAUCCCGUGUUCAUCCAGCACACACACGAGGACUAGCUGACGUGUUACACGCAUCUAUGGAAAAAACCACCAAGAGUAACUACCGAACCGGAAGUUGAGCCGCAUCGAUAUGCAUCCAUCCAUUAUCCAAGCUGCUUAUCCAGUCAGGUCAAGGGAUGCUGGAGCCUGUCCCAGCAGUCAUUGGGUAGCAGGCAGGGAGACACCCUGGACAGGCCGCCAGGCCAUCACAGGGCCCACACACACAUUCACACCAAGGGACAAUUUAGUACGGCUGAUCCACCUGACCUACAUGUCUUUGGACUGUGGGAGGAAACCCACACAGACACGGGGAGAACAUGCAAACUCCACACAGAGGACGACCCGGGACGACCCCCAAGGUUGGACGACCCCGGGGUUUGAACUCAGGCCCUUCUUGCUGUGAGGCGACCGCACUAACCGCUGUGCCGCCGUGCCGCCCACAGUCAACAUGCAUCCAGGAAAUGAGAAGAAAUAGAAGAACAUCAACGAGAGAAUUUUGUCGACCAUCGAGAGCGAAGCAGCUGCCAGAAAGACAAAGAAGUGAAAACCUGAACACAAUGUGGAGUGAAGAAACCAAAAGGGUGAAGGAGGAGGUAGAGGAAGUCCUGGAUGAUGUUCAGCAACUCUUAGAAAUCCUUCACUGACUUCAGCCUCAGCCAUCUUCAGGACC
Lampris incognitus (smalleye Pacific opah) is the source of this 2745-nucleotide messenger RNA. It is a transcript of the gene xylb, whose product is annotated as xylulokinase homolog (H. influenzae). Lineage: Eukaryota; Metazoa; Chordata; Actinopteri; Lampriformes; Lampridae. Gene Ontology annotation, cellular component: cytosol. The record is from RefSeq and is a predicted model, not a curated record. Gene Ontology annotation, molecular function: D-xylulokinase activity. Gene Ontology annotation, biological process: D-xylose metabolic process; xylulose metabolic process.